Clarias gariepinus (North African catfish) is the source of this 4648-nucleotide messenger RNA. RefSeq names its product MORC family CW-type zinc finger 2 (gene morc2). The coding region runs from base 226 to 3336 and encodes 1036 amino acids. Gene Ontology annotation, molecular function: zinc ion binding. The transcript is spliced from 27 exons. Gene Ontology annotation, cellular component: nucleus. The record is from RefSeq and is a predicted model, not a curated record. Lineage: Eukaryota; Metazoa; Chordata; Actinopteri; Siluriformes; Clariidae.
ACAACGAAGGAAGCUCGUGUGGUAAAUUUUCGCGGCCUUCGGAGAGUCGGGCUCGUGCACCCGGACGAGAAAUAAACACGACCAACUUCUGACAACCGAAAACAGAGUGGAUAGAAAGAGCCGACGCCAAUUCCCGGAAGGUGCUGCAGAGUCACAUCACAUUGAAAGUAUGUAAAGAAGAGAAGUGACUGAGAGAGUGUUUAUCUCUGUUAACCGCUUCAGACCAUGGCCUAUUCAAAUUACAGCAGCUUGAACCGUGCACAGCUCACCUUCGAGUACCUGCACACUAACUCGACAACACAUGAAUUUCUUUUCGGAGCUUUGGCCGAGCUUGUAGACAACUCGAGGGAUGCAAAUGCUACAAGGAUUGACAUAUAUACAGAAAAAAGACCAGAUCUUCGAGGAGGCUUCAUGCUUUGUUUCUUGGACGAUGGCACUGGAAUGGACCCGGGUGAGGCAACGCAUGUCAUUCAGUUUGGCAAGUCUAGCAAGAGGUUUCCUGAAUCCACCCAUAUUGGCCAGUAUGGAAAUGGCCUUAAAUCUGGCUCAAUGCGUAUUGGCAAAGACUUCAUCUUAUUCACAAAGAAAGAUGACAAGUUAACAUGUUUAUUUUUGUCCCGAACGUUUCAUGAAGAGGAGGGGCUGGAUGAGGUUAUUGUUCCGUUGCCCAGUUGGGAUCUGAAUACGCAGCAGCCUCUUACUCAAGACCCAGAGAAAUAUGCUAUUGAGACUGAGCUGAUUUUCAAAUACUCACCUUUCAAGAGCGAAGAGCAGCUCUUCCAGCAGUUCAAAAAAAUUGAAGGAGCCAGUGGGACACUAGUUGUAGUUUAUAAUUUAAAACUUAUGGACAACAGAGAGCCUGAACUGGAUGUACAGACAGAUCACCAAGACAUCCUAAUGGCAGGGACACCUGUAGAGGGAGUGAAGCCUGAAAGACGGUCAUUUCGUGCCUAUGCAGCUGUCCUGUACAUCGAUCCUAGGAUGAGAAUCUUUAUUCAGGGACACAAAGUCAGGACCAAGAGGCUCUCCUGCUGCUUAUAUAAUCCUAGGAUGUAUAAAUACACAUCAACUCGUUUUAAAACCCGUGCAGAGCAAGAAGUGAAGAAGGCCGAUCACCUCGCAAAACUUGCGGAGGAGAAGGCAAGAGAAGCAGAGAGUAAAGCUCGUGCUCUGGAAUUGAAACUGGGAAAUGAUUUAUCUAAAGAGGCGAGGGUUGCCUUGAGAAAAGCACAAGAUUCAGCUGCAGCAUUGCGUGCAGAAGCUACACGAAAACAAGCAAUUUAUGGAUCUAAACAGAAGGCACUGAAGGAGCCCAAAGAGCUGAAUUUCAUCUUUGGUGUAAACAUCGAAAAGCGAGACCAAGAUGGUAUGUUUAUCUAUAACUGUAGUCGACUCAUUAAGAUGUACGAGAAGACCGGGCCACAGCUGGAUGGAGGAAUGGCAUGUGGAGGCGUAGUAGGGGUGGUAGAUGUACCCUAUCUUGUAUUAGAGCCAACACAUAAUAAGCAAGACUUCGCAGAUGCAAAAGAAUACCGACAUUUACUCAGAGCUAUGGGAGAAUAUCUUGCCCAGUAUUGGAAAGACAUUGGCAUAGCUCAGAAAGGCAUAGUGAAGUUCUGGGAUGAGUUUGGCUACCUGUCAGCCAACUGGAAUGCCACACCUUCAAAUGAUCUCAGGUUUCGCCGGCGCAGAGCCAUGGAGAUUCCUGUGACGAUACAGUGUGAUAAAUGUCUGAAGUGGCGCACAUUGCCAUUUCAGAUGGAUGCUGUGGAUAAGCGUUACCCAGAUAGCUGGGUCUGUCUCAUGAAUCCUGAUGGAAAGCAGGAUAGGUGUGAUGCCCCUGAACAGAAGCAGAAUUUACCAGUUGGUGUUUUAAAGAAAGACACCAAAACCUCAGAAGACAAACAAAAAGAGCUCUCUGAAAAAAUUCGCCAGCAGCAGGAGAAAUUAGAGGCUCUACAGAAAAACACAACGGUUAAGUCAGCGGCAGAUGUAAAACGGCUCCCACUGGAUGUCAGUGCAAAGAAUGCAGAGGAGCGUACAUCACAGACUGCUCUUCGGUCGUCGCAGCGCGCAGUGGCUCGUCCUCGUUCACCCCCACUCCCUGCUGUCGUCAAAAAUGCUGUCAGUCAUUCAGCUGCAGCUAAAACUGCACCUCCUAAAUCUACAGGAUCUUCGCGUCCUAGUAGAACUCCACCUGCUGCUACCACUCCUGCCAAAGCCAAACCAGCCCCGACCCCAUUCCCCAAAUCAGCAAAAGCCACCUCUAAAACCGCACCGACACCUCCUCCUUCAAAAGCAUCAGCUCGCAGGAGCCUAACACAAACUCGCAGUACAACACCAUCCUCCACAAAGACGGCCAGGCAAACAUCAGCCAGCAAGAGAGGAAGUGCCAAGAAGGGUAAAGCACAAAAAGAUGAUAAUGAGGAAGAAAGUGAUGAGGAAGAGGAAGAGGAGGAUGAACAGGAAGAGGAGGAGGAAAAAGAAGAAGAAGAAGAGAGUGAGGAGGAAGAAGAACCACAACCCAAGAAAUCCAAACUGGCAGCAUCUACUCAGCCUCGUGGAAAGGGAACAGUAGAGAAGAAGGUCCUGCCAACUAAACAGGCUAACAGCACAGAGCCAAUCAGCAAUAGCACCGAAGAAGAUGCACAGAAAAAUGCACAUAAAGAUAAAGGUUUACAAGUGGAGGCAAAAGUCAAUGGAGAAUGGUUCACUGGCCGGGUGACUGCAGUAGAAACAGGGAAAGAGAGUGUACGCUGGAAAGUAAAGUUUGAUUACGUCCCCAUGAACACUCCACGAGACCGCUGGGUAUUUAAAGGCAGCGAGGAUGUCCGUCUUAUGCGGCCUGCCUCACCAGAGUCACGAAGUCCAGACACCAAUCAGGGCCCAGCACGGUCUGUGACUCCGCCCACCGCAGCAGAGCCUGAUACGACCCAGAGCGGCCCGAGCAGAGAAACUACAGAAGGCCUCGUCACUAUGAUGAGGACAUUGCUGCGGUACUUUUUCCCACCUGAUUUCCGAAUUCCAAAAGAUUCUGUUAACACUAUGAGUGCUGAAGACCUUGUGGCUUUCCCUAUAAAAGAGUAUUUUCAGCAGUAUGAGGCAGGACUGCAGAAGCUGUGUAACUCUUACCAAAGCCGUGCUGAGUCUAGAGCUCGGGCAGUGGAGGAAAAGAGCAGCGGAGCAGAGGCUAAACUCAGAGAGUCGGAAGAAAAACUACGCAAACUCAGAACAAAUAUAGUUGCACUGCUACAGAAAGUCCAGGAGGACAUUGAGAUCAGCAGUGAUGAUGAGCUAGAUGCCUACAUAGAGGACCUGGUCACUAAGGGCGAGUGAGACACUCCAGCGCUUUCUACAUCUCUUCCUGUGUUUAUUUCACAGUAUCUUCUCUUCUCUUUUGAUUUCUCCUUUGUUCUUCCCUACUCUUGUGUUGACUGAUGGAAGGUCGCAGUAUUUCCGUUAUAUGUUCCAGCCUAAAAUUAGACUUGUGCAAGCAGUAUUUUCACACGACGUUCAGACAGCGACUUCACGCUUAUUUUUCCCCCCUAGCAGAUAACUUAUGAUGCAUAUAUUUUGAGCUUUGACCAAAGGAGCUUACAUGCUUCACGUCUUUUACAACACACAGACACUAGCCUCUCUCUCUUUAUAUUGCUCUACCUAUAAGAAUCAUUUAGUUUUUGGUUCCCAGUAUGACCUUGCAGCAUUAAGAGAGAAAAACUAUACUCUGAUAGAUAAGUCUGUUUGGAAAUGUUAUUACUGUAACUUUUAUGUUCAGUCCCUGCUCUUUUUUGUUCUUGUGGGUUUUGCAAGCAUUAGCGUGGGGUCCAGGACUGUUUAUUUUAAUUUCUUUUUGAAUAAGUUCAUUAUGGCUCACAACAUUUGGUCACGUUCUUUAUAUAUAAGUAUAUUUUUAAACACUUUUAAGAAAAUGUUCCAAUAAAAAAAAAAUUAGGAUGUUUAUGAAGUAUUCUGUUGUUUCUUCUAGAAUCUAUUAUUUUAAACAUGAUGGCAUAUAAUUCAAACACACAAUCUUACUUUUUACACAUUUGUUCAGUGUCAUUCAGCAUUGCUCCCCAUCCCCUCAAUCAAUAAAUCUUGUCUUAGGUGUUUAAGUUUAAAGCAAUUUGCCUAUUUAGGAUUUGAAGUGAUACUAACACACCACAGUGCAAAUUGCAAAGGAUAACAGCCUGAUGAAAAAUAUUACAUAUGAUUACUGUACAUGAACAUUCACAUUUAUAUUUGCAGACAUGAUUAGGCUCAUUACCUAAUUUACAUUUAUUACAUAUAAAUCACAUAUUCAUUAAUUGCACAUUAUCUUGGGGGGGAGGGGGAAUAAACUGACACAAGACUGUUUUCUGAGUUGUUUCUUAGUUCAAAGGAAAAAUAUUGUCAAAAUAUUUUAUUUUAUGAAAUAGGCAUGUGCCUAAUGUGUUAAGCAUUUUAUAUAUCUUUUUUCUUUUGUAUGUACAUUUACUUUAAAGUAGUCUUUACCUUGACAUUUAACAGCAACACUGCAAAAGUCUCCUGUUCAGACUGUACACAUAUUCUGCUGUAACUGUAUUGAUUAGAAAAAGAAAUACAUUUUUAAUGAAAUGUUCUUGAAAAUGUACACUGUACAGUCGUGGUAUUCUAAUUAUUCUUUUUUUUU